Molecule: messenger RNA, 770 nt
Organism: Carica papaya (papaya)
Lineage: Eukaryota; Viridiplantae; Streptophyta; Magnoliopsida; Brassicales; Caricaceae
Source: RefSeq, a predicted model, not a curated record
UGUUAUUUGCUUUUGGUUUGUAGAUUGUAGCAAUUAAACAAUUGGACCGUAAUGGACUACAAGGAAACAGAGAAUUCCUUGUCGAAGUUUUGAUGCUGAGUCUGCUUCACCAUCCUAAUCUUGUUAACUUAAUUGGAUAUUGUGCUGAUGGAGAUCAGAGACUUUUGGUUUACGAGUAUAUGCGAUUAGGAUCUUUGGAAGAUCAUCUACAUGACCUACCCCCAGAUAAAAAACAGCUUGACUGGAACACAAGAAUGAAGAUAGCUGCAGGUGCUGCAAAAGGGCUGGAGUAUUUGCAUGACAAAGCUAAUCCACCCGUUAUUUAUCGUGAUUUAAAAUGCUCAAACAUUUUACUUGCUGAAGGCUAUCACCCGAAGCUAUCUGAUUUUGGCUUGGCAAAGCUGGGUCCUGUUGGUGACAAAACCCAUGUAUCCACCAGGGUAAUGGGAACAUAUGGAUAUUGUGCACCUGAAUACGCAAUGACUGGUCAGCUCACCCUAAAAUCAGAUGUUUAUAGCUUUGGAGUUGUUCUUCUUGAGAUAAUCACUGGCAGAAAAGCUAUUGAAAAUUCCAGAGGUGCUGGGGAACACAAUCUGGUCGCAUGGGUAAGACAUUAUCUUCUUCAGUUUGAUGUUUCCUUCGCUUUUGUGAAAAUAAUUGCAAGAGAUUUCCGUCACAAUACGCGACGGGCGAACUUGAUUGAUUUUUUGUCAGUUAUGAGUUAUCAGAACCAACGAGCAGAAUGCCAAAUCUCUUUCUUGUUAUAAAUG